Molecule: messenger RNA, 660 nt
Organism: Penicillium angulare
Lineage: Eukaryota; Fungi; Ascomycota; Eurotiomycetes; Eurotiales; Aspergillaceae
Exons: 2
Coding region: 1-660 (219 amino acids)
Source: RefSeq, a predicted model, not a curated record
AUGGGAGGCGUAUCACUGCUUGCCUUCUUAAUUCGUGCUUGGGCGUUAUGGAGAAGUGACUCCGACUGUCGUCCAUUAGGCCAGCAAAAUCGCUGGGCUUUUGACUAUUUUUUCUGGAACUUCGUGUUUACAUUCUGUGUACUCACUGCGCUAAUUACGAGCGGUAUCACUACUGAGAAUCUCCAAAUUGUCUCUUUGCCACUCUCAAUCUUGGUUCUCUGGGUCUCAGGGCAGAUGGUUAUCGCAGAAGUACUACUGGCUAUUGAUGUCAAAGUCCCUUUUCGAAUGUCGUCCUUGCAGAAAGGAGAUAAAAUACGCCCAGGUGUUUAUGUUAUCGUGGAGGAUGUAGUAGCGGUUGAUGGUAAACAAGGCAGAGCUUGGCGACAGGCAUGGAAUGAUCGCUAUUUAUCUAGCCCCCUAUUUCGACAUUUUUUGUCACAGAUAGAGCGCAUGUGGGCUGCUAGUGGCCUAUCGGUUGUUGCUAUCGUCUGGGGCGUAGUCUUCGGCUUGGAAAAUCAUGAUAUUGGUUUUGCUUUGGGCUGGGCUCUUCCAUUUGCUUGGGGAGCAGUCAUGGCGCUUAUAACAACAGCCCUGGCGAAGCGAAUGCUCAAGCAUGAGAAAGCUGCAGCACUUGACUACCUCUCGACAAGGAGCCCGUGA